Gymnodraco acuticeps is the source of this 2890-nucleotide messenger RNA. Its product is annotated as intestinal mucin-like protein. The record is from RefSeq and is a predicted model, not a curated record. Bases 280 to 2775 code for a protein of 831 amino acids. Gene Ontology annotation, molecular function: protein binding. NCBI's taxonomy places the organism in Eukaryota, Metazoa, Chordata, Actinopteri, Perciformes, Bathydraconidae. The transcript has 19 exons. Gene Ontology annotation, cellular component: extracellular matrix.
ACCACAGUAACAACUACAACACCCUCAACUCUCUCCACCACAGUAACAACUACAACACCCUCAACUCCUUCCACCACAGUAACAACUACAACACCCUCAACUACUUCAACCACAGUAACAACUACAACACUCUCAACUCCUUCCACCACAGUAACAACUACAACACCCUCAACUACUUCAACCACAGUAACAACUACAACACCCUCAACUACUUCCACCGCCGUACCAACUACAACACCCUUUACUACUUCCACCACAGCAACAACUACUACACCCUCAAUGCCUUCCACUACGAUAAUUGUAGUUACAGAAGAAACCACUCAACCAAUUACUUUACACUGCCAUUGUUUUCAUAAUGGUACAACAUUUCCUGCUGGCUCCAUAGUAUACAAUGAGACAGACCAUGAUGGCUACUGUUACACAGGGUACUGCAAUGAGAGCUGUCAUGUAGUAACCAUAGGACAGCCAUGUCAUACAUAUCCUCCACACCCUCCACCUGUGGUUUGUUUAACAGGUCAAGGUCCAAAACAGAAUGGUGAAAGUUGGAUUGUGAGUAACUGUACAAAUGCAACGUGUCUAAAUGGCAGCGUGUCUCUGGGCCCCAGACCGUGCCCUAUUCAAAAGCCUGUAGUCUGUGCAAAUAACUUUGCUGCAAUUAAAGUGCUGGAUGAUGAUGGAUGCUGCCCCCACUAUGAAUGUCAAUGUAUCUGCUACGGGUGGGGAGAUCCCCAUUAUGUCACAUUCGAUGGAACCUACUAUGGUUUUCAAGGCAACUGUUCCUACUGGCUGGUGAAAGAGAUCUCGCCCAAAUAUGACUUCAGUGUUAUGAUUGACAACUACUACUGUGGAGCAGCUGAUGGCUUGUCCUGUCCUCAGUCCAUCACAGUCGUCUACAAAAGUUACAAGAUCUUUAUAACGCAAAAGGAUAUAAAUGGCAUGUUUAAAAAUCAGAUUUCCGUCAAUGACAGGCAUGUAAGUCCUGCAUACCAGAACGGUGACUUCCGUAUGACCACCACUGGUAUUGAUACAGUGCUUGUUAUCCCUAAAAUCCAUGCCAAGAUCACCUUCUCAGGGCUCAUAUUCAGCAUCGCCCUACCCUAUAGUCAAUUUGGCAACAACACCUGGGGACAGUGUGGCACAUGUGAUAACAACCGGACAGAUGACUGCAUGUUGCCCAGUGGCAAAAUUGAUUCUUCAUGUCCUAAUAUGGCACACGAGUGGCAUACUAACGGCAGCAGCUGUAAACAACCUCCUCCCACACCAAACACAACUCCUACGCCCGAUACCUGCAAUACAAGCAUCUGUGAGAUCAUCAAGAGCAGUGUAUUUGAAGCUUGCCACAAGGUCGUUGACUACCUUCCUUUUGUGGAGGCCUGUGAGUUUGACGUUUGUCACAUGCACAUUAAUCACGUUGGCUGCAUCAGCUUACAAACUUACGCUGAAGUCUGUGCUUUGGCUGGAAUAUGCAUCGACUGGUGGAAUUCCACCAAAGGACUCUGUGUAUAUACAUGUCCAAGUCCCAAAGUGUAUCAGCCCUGUGGCCCUCCGGUGGAGCCUACCUGUGAUCUCUGGUACAACCAGAAGUUUAUCCAUACUUUCAAUGAGUUCAGUGAGAUGGAUAGUGUGAAGAUGGAGGGUUGCUUCUGCCCCAGUGGCACCAACCUCCUCUCCUCCGCUUCUGAUGAAUGUGUUCCUACCUGUGAAAUAUGUCGACUGGCAAAUGGAAAAUGGAUAAAGGCCAAUUCCACGUGGACAGAAGACUGUAACGCGUGUAUUUGUGAGGAGGACACACUGAAGGUCACAUGCAGUCACGUGUCCUGUCCAGCACCGCCACCUGUCAGCUGUGAGGAGCCGGGUCAGGUUAAAGUCACUAAUACUGUUGGCUGCUGUCAAGAGGAUAAGUGUGAGUGUGAUGUGAAGCAGUGCCCUGGGGUUGUGCCGCCCUGUCCUGUGGGUUAUACUCUCCACACCACUGUGGGAGUCUGCUGUUCGUCCUGCGUGCCCAUUCCGGAUGUGUGUGUUUUCAACAACCUUGAAUAUCAGGUUGGAGACUCAGUGCCCAUGAAGUCAUGUGAGAUGUGCAUAUGUAGUUCCCGGACAAAUGCCAGCAGCCACCUGAACAUUAUAGACUGUCAGCCAUUACCAUGUGACACACACUGCCCUGUGGGUUAUGAGUACCAGCUCAGCCCUGCUCAGUGCUGUGGACAGUGUGUCCAGGUCGGCUGCGUUGUCGCAUUGCCCAACUCCACACACGCAUUAAAGCCUGGAACCCUUUGGAGUCCCGCUGGGAACCCCUGUGUGAAGUUUGAGUGUGUGAAGAUUGCUAAUCACUUCAUUACUAUUGAGGCCAAGACCAUGUGUCCUCCCUACGACCCUGCAAAAUGCAUACCGGGAACUGAGACCGUCGCUCCAGACGGAUGCUGCCACACCUGUAUUCACAGAGGUCAGCCCUGCAGUGUGAGCAGCACUGCUGUGACCGUGGAGAGCCAGGGCUGCCACUCCAAAGAGGUUGUCAAUGUCACGUCCUGCGCCGGAGCAUGUGGAACCUUCAGCUUUUACUCUACCAAAAUGCGAGCUCUGCAGCACACCUGCUCCUGCUGCCAGGAGGUGGCUACGUCUGAGAGGCAGAUCCAGCUCUCCUGCCCCGACAGCACAGAGAUCAGCUUCAGCUACACCCACAUCGAGACCUGCGCCUGCCUGGACACCGACUGCUCUGUGGUGCGCCGCGGGCAGACCUCUGCUCCAGCUGCCGGCUCUCGCCGACGCAGGAGAUAAGGCCAAAACCAGGCAUCAUCUGCAUACAUUUUCCUCUAUUUAUGUCUCAUGUAUUAGGGCUGAUACAAUUAUAAACCCACAUAUAUCUCUUUAAUAAAGAUCAUACAGUACUGCA